CUUGAGUUUUCAGGUCUAGGUACUUCAAUCUCGUGACGGCUGACAGAGGGAGUGGUGGAAGUUGGAAGGCGGCCAUGGUCAAUUAAGGGAGCACCUGAUGACGGAAGCAUCACAGGAGUGGUAGGCGGGAUCAAAUUAUCUGCAUGAAAACGGAGGGCUGAGAACGGGCUGUGCGCUUGGCAAUGCUGUCGCCUGAUUGACUUGAAGGAGCUGCUGCAUGGCUUGCAAUGUUCGGGGGAUCCGACUCCAGCAAUCACUCGUAGACCUGUUCGCAACAACACCAGCGCCUCAGUUAGGCAGACAGAUCUUGAAGAAGGCUAGCCAAGCAGGCUGCUUGAAACAACGUUUCUCUUUGGACCAGCCUCCACAAAGGCUUUACUCCAGGACACGAGCCAUGGCUGCGGAGCCCUUUCCCACCAGCUUUGCGGAGCCGGUGAAGUCGUACGAUGCGCACAUCUACUUCUUCCAGGACAACCCCGCCUCGUCAGCCUCCGCAAAAGCCCUCCGCGAGGAAAUCAUCAAGGAGUUCCCGCACCUGGAAGUCUAUAAGUUCUGGGAGAAGCCCAUCGGACCACACCCGACGGGAAUGUUCGAGGUGGACAUGCGGACCCCCGCCCAAUUCGCCGAGUUCGUCCCCUGGAUCCAAGUCCAUCACGGAGUGCACUCGGUGCUCAUUCACCCCCACACCGGAGACGACUUCGGUGACCACACUCACAGGGCGCUGUGGCUUGGGGACAAGGUGCCCCUAAUUACGAGUAUUCUAAAAAGGGCCGAGCAACCGCCGGCAUAGCUGGUCUCAGCUUUGUGCUAGAGGCUCGGUGUGUUUGAAUUGAGGGAAACUCAGAUGAGGAAUCUUUGACGUGAUUGAAGAUUCAGACGGGGUCGUCUUUGGUACGCAAGCGAGUGCCGAGGACGCCCUUGCAUGCAUGAAGAAAGAUUUGGAGUAUGCUUGUGGAUACUUAGGGCAAAAUGUCAUCUGAAUAGUUUCGUUCAAUCAUGUCAAACAAUGUACGAAGGGAUACUAAGACUCAAGAUUUACAAGAGUCGACACGAUUAAAACGCGAGUUAUAUAAUCAAGUAUUGCAAUCAUUCGAUCGAUCCGACGCG
Molecule: messenger RNA, 1107 nt
Organism: Klebsormidium nitens
Lineage: Eukaryota; Viridiplantae; Streptophyta; Klebsormidiophyceae; Klebsormidiales; Klebsormidiaceae
Source: the annotation of a GenBank genome assembly